GAAUAAAGGUUAUCUAAAAUUUCUAAGAUUUUAAUAAUAUUAAACAAUGGGGUUGCAAAGUUAUAUUAAAAAAUCCUAUAAAUAUGCUUCACCUAUAGCACUAGAUAAUAUCUUAGAAAACCAAAAAAUGGACGAUUUUAGAAAAACCAUUCUUUCUAUAGAAAAGAUUUCAAACUUUUCAUGUAUUUCAAUCAUGAAGCAAAAUCUUAAAAAAAAUCCAGGAAUACAUAAUAUUAAUAUAUCUUCUGCUAAAAAAAUAAUAAUCGAACAUAAAAUCUCUGUCAUAGGCAUUAAUGAUCUUAUAGAUGAGUUGAGAGACUUAGGCAUUGAAACAUCUUUUAUUGAUAGUGAAGCGAUUCUCUAUAAGACAGAUUUUGAUAAUGAUGAUAUCAUAAAAGAUACCACAGUAAGAUUGAAAAUAAAUGGAAUAACGUGUUAUAACUGCGUGAACUCUAUAAAAACUGCUUUAAAAUCUAUAAAUGGUAUUAAUAAUAUUUGCAUUAACCCUGCAACAAAGGGGGCAAAAAUCAACUAUUGUCCUAGGAUUUUAAGUGUUCAAUCACUAAUUAAUGCUAUAAAAAAGGCAGGAUAUGAUGCAGAUAUAUUAGAUUUCUGUAGUACAGAAGAAAAAUUAGAAAAUCUUAACAAAACUAAAGAUAUAGAAAUGUGGAAAAAAUCAUUUAUAAAGUGUCUUAUUUUUGCUAUUCCAUUACUUUUUUUUCAAAAAGUCGCACCAUAUUUCAAGGAUUAUAAUAAAUUAGAAACAAAGAUGUUAUUUUUUCCAGGUCUUUUUUUUGGCGAUGUUUUAUCUUUAAUCUUAACAAUUCCUAUUCAAUUCAGCAUCGGUAUAUAUUUCUAUAAAUCAGCAUUCAACUCUUUGUGUAACAGGAACAUAACAAUGGAUACCUUAAUAUGUAUAGGAACAUCUACAGCGUUUUUUUUUUCUAUUUUUUCUAUAUUAUUCUCUAUUUCAACAUAUCCUCAUAAGAGACCAUCAGUUUUUUUUGAUACUUCUGCAAUACUUAUUACAUUUAUUACUCUUGGAAGAUAUAUUGAAAAUAAAGUUAAGAGUCAUACAUCAGAAGCAUUAUCCAAAUUAAUAUCAUUGAAUCCAUCAUCUACAACAAUUUAUAUAAACGAAAAUAGUCCAUUGGAUAAAAAGGAAAUAACCAUCCCUACUAAAUUAUUAAAUAUUAAUGAUACUGUGAUUGUUUAUCCAGGAGACAAAAUACCCGCAGAUGGAGUUAUUACUUCUGGAGAAUCUUAUAUAGACGAAAGCAUGAUAACAGGAGAAUCUACACCAGUUUAUAAACAGAAAGGAAGCAUUGUUUAUUCUGGGACAGCGAACUGUGCAAAACGAAUUGAAUUCCAAGUAACAAAAACAGAUAAAAAUACUAGACUAUCUCAAAUUAUAUCUCUUAUACAAGAUGCACAGACAUCUCAGGCCUCCAUACAAGAGCUUGCUGAUAAAGUAUCAUCUUUUUUUGUGCCAUUAGUACUUUUUUUAGGAAUUAUGACAUUUAUUGUAUGGAUGAUACUUACUCAUACAAUAUCUCGUCUUCCACAAAUUUUCAAUUCUGAAGAACAGGGUGGAAAAAUGAUAACGUCGGCCAAACUUGCAAUAUCCGUUAUUAUUAUAGCGUGCCCAUGUGCAGUUGGUCUUAGCACACCAACUGCAAUUAUGGUUGGUACAGGCAUUGGUGCAAAAAAUGGAAUUCUUUUUAAAAGUGGAAUUGUUUUAGAAACAGUAUCAAAAAUUACAAAAGUAGUUUUUGAUAAAACUGGUACUUUAACUCUUGGAUAUAUGAGUGUAAACGAAGUUAAAAUAUCCAAUGCUUGGAAAGAUUUAGAAAUAUUAUGGUGGAAACUACUAUAUAUUUCCGAAGAAGAAUCAGAACAUCCAAUUGGAAAAGCAAUUAGAUUAAAGGCUAAAGAAGAGCUUAGUUUAGCAGGAGAAGAACUUAUAGAUUAUUCAGUGACAUCUGAGACUGUUGCAGGAUAUGGAAUUAAAUGUAGUAUACUUUUACCUAAUUAUACAGAAGAAAGUACAGAGCUAGCAAUUGGAAACGAAAUACAUAUUCGAAAAAUACUUGGAGACCAGUCUGAAGAAUUUCUAAAUGAAACACAAAAUAAUUUAAAUAAAGAAUAUACACACGUUUAUAUAGCUAUCAAUAAUAAAUUUGCUGGAUGGAUUUCUUUAGCUGAUAUUCUUAGAGCUAAUGCAGCGAAAACUAUAAAUGCUCUUAGACAUAUGAAAAUUGAUGUUUUGAUGGCAACAGGUGAUCGUACAGACAUAGCAUUAAAUGUUGGAAGAAGCUUAAAUAUACCAGAUGAUAAAAUUUAUUCAUCUGUUACUCCAGAGGAAAAGCAUAAUUUAAUUAUAUAUCUCCAGUCUCAAAAUGAAACAGUAGCAAUGGUAGGAGAUGGUAUAAAUGAUUCAGCUGCAUUAACAGUAGCAAACAUUGGAAUAGCUUUAUCUGCAGGAAGUGAUAUAGCUAUACAGGCAGCUGAUGUUAUUUUAACACAUCCUGAUCCAAUUCUUGAUGUUCCAGCAGCAAUACAUCUUUCUCGUGCAAUAUUUAACAGAAUUAGAUUGAAUAUGCUCUGGGCGUGUAUAUAUAAUAUCAUAAGUAUUCCUUUUGCAAUGGGAUUUUUUCUACCAUUUGGUAUUUAUUUACAUCCUAUAAUUUCAAGUGCUGCUAUGGCAUUCUCAAGUAUUAGUGUCGUUUUAAGUAGUCUACUUUUAAAAUUUUGGCGUCGCCCAUCUUGGAUAACUAACAUUGAUAUAAAUGAAAACGACGUACAUAAAUCCAAAUUAUUCAUAUCAAAACUAAAAAAUUACAAUAUUUUUUAUAAAUUAAAAAAAUAUAAACUUAUUGAUAAUUUAGGGGUUUGAUUUUUUUUUUUUUUGAAUACCAAGUUAUUUCAUUUUAAUAUCAA
Molecule: messenger RNA, 2940 nt
Organism: Pneumocystis carinii B80
Lineage: Eukaryota; Fungi; Ascomycota; Pneumocystomycetes; Pneumocystales; Pneumocystaceae
Exons: 3
Coding region: 47-2896 (949 amino acids)
Biological process (GO): copper ion homeostasis; monoatomic cation transport
Cellular component (GO): membrane
Molecular function (GO): ATP binding; copper ion binding; ATP hydrolysis activity
Source: RefSeq, a predicted model, not a curated record